Molecule: messenger RNA, 769 nt
Organism: Acanthoscelides obtectus
Lineage: Eukaryota; Metazoa; Arthropoda; Insecta; Coleoptera; Chrysomelidae
Source: the annotation of a GenBank genome assembly
GAAAAUUUAAUGAAGAGGAAAACAGACAUCGCCAUUUAACAGAUUUGUUCACAAAAUCUAAUAUGGUUAAUUUGCAAUUACAAUGCGACAGUUUAAAUUUGAUUAAAACAAAGUCCAUCUUAUCAGCGUUUCUUGCCAGAGUUAAACUAAUGAAGCAAAAUAUUGGACGGGGCGAAGUUUCUCAGUUCCCCAAUUUGUCACAGACAAGCUGCCAGGAAGACGACGUUUCAACUUACGUUCAACAUUUAAAUGUCCUCUAUUUAGAUUUUGAAUCUAGGUUUGAGGAUAUUUUGACUAUGGUAAUACCACCGUGGAUAAUUAAUCCAUAUGGUGACAUAGAAGAAACGAAUGUCAUGAUACAAGAGGAACUGACUGAACUAAGUACAAACGAAGAACUUAAGGUUCAGUUUAAAAACGGAUAUCAGCAAUUCUGGCUGCAAAACAACAAACCCGUUACUUAUCCCGUAUUAUGGAAUAUAGCGAGGAAAUUUUUAAUUUCCUUUCCAUCGUCAUACCUAGUGGAAAGGGGGUUCAGCGCUGUUACCAAUCUCCUAACCAAAAAAAGAAACAAACUGGACAUCAUUAGCCGAGGAGUUUUAAGAUUAACCCUUACAAAAUUGUCGCCAAAUGUUGAUAAUUUUUAUUAUUAAAGCAUCAGCUUCAUCCUUCUCACUGAAAAUAUUGACUUAUUGCUUAUGUUAUUUUAUUUAUAGUUUAUUUUAUGUUUAUUGGUGUCUGACCAAUAAAUGCCCGCAUUUGGAAUAAGUGC